Molecule: messenger RNA, 701 nt
Organism: Onthophagus taurus
Lineage: Eukaryota; Metazoa; Arthropoda; Insecta; Coleoptera; Scarabaeidae
Biological process (GO): sensory perception of smell; detection of chemical stimulus involved in sensory perception of smell
Cellular component (GO): plasma membrane
Molecular function (GO): olfactory receptor activity; odorant binding
Source: RefSeq, a predicted model, not a curated record
AUUUAAAACAGUACGAAAUAACAUUAAUAAUGUUAUUUCAAAUAUAUUUUUUGGGUAUUUCAAUGAAUGUUAUAUUUUCUGGGUUGUUAUUAUAUAGUUACUCGAUGGAAUUGUUAAUCGCUCGAAUAGAACACCUUAAUAAUGUAAUCGAUAAUAUACAUUUGAACAGAAAUAAGAAGAGAAAUUUUAAAAUUCUGCGACCGAUUUUCUUAUAUCAUCAAGAUAUUUUCAGAAUGUUUGACUGUGUUAAGGGAUUCUUUGUCAGUUAUAUCGUGCCUACAAAAGUUUGCGUUAUAGUUUGUUUAACUAUGUGUACUACUGAAUUUGUUCUGGAAAAGAAUUUAAUAAGUUGCUGGAUGAUUAUUAUGUACUUCUUAACGUUAUUUUUCUUCCAUACUAUUGGACAAAGAUUUAUCACAGCGGUGGGUAGUGUUAACGAUGCAGUUUGUAAUUUAAAUUGGUUCGAUUCGGAUGUUUCAACACGUAAAGAUGUUUUAUUGUUGUUGUGUAUGAGCCAACAUACAGUCGCCAUGGAAGUCCCAUUGUUCGGCAAAUUAUCACAUACCGCAGCAGCUAAGGAAUACAAAAUGGUUUAUGGUUUCUGCAAUUGGAUUUUAACCGUAAUGAAACAACGAAUCGCUUAAAAUUUAUUAAUCUUAUAAGAUCUAAAGUACAUAUUUAUGGUACAAAUGUUAAUAGUG